Messenger RNA from Eutrema salsugineum, 2060 nucleotides. RefSeq names its product trehalase. Lineage: Eukaryota; Viridiplantae; Streptophyta; Magnoliopsida; Brassicales; Brassicaceae. The transcript has 11 exons. Bases 43 to 1914 code for a protein of 623 amino acids. Gene Ontology annotation, molecular function: alpha,alpha-trehalase activity. The record is from RefSeq and is a predicted model, not a curated record. Gene Ontology annotation, biological process: trehalose catabolic process.
GCGUUAUUUCUAAAAACCCUAGUCAAAUUCAAACACUUGGCAAUGAAUCUACGCAAACACAACCCUAAUGAUCCAAUAUCCACACACUUAUCAUCCUUAUCUUUUCCCUAUGAAUUCCUCCACUCUUUUCCUCUCUUUGCUUCCAUUUUACCUCAAACGAAACGUCUCACUCCUCUGUUCUUAUUCUUCUUCCUCUGUUUUUCUUUUGUUACUUCCAUGGCGGUUUUGGACACAAACUCGGACUCAGGUCCUGUUAUCCCCACAACACCACUCGUCACUUUCCUCCAGCGCGUGCAGCUCACGGCACUCCGUUCCUACCCGAAAACCCUAACCCCUGACCCUAAAUCCUACAUUGAUCUAUCUCUCAAGCUCCCUCACGAUCUCUCCACCGUCGAGACAGCCUUCGACGAUCUCACGAGCGAAUCACGUGACCUGUCAGUGCCAGUCGACAAGCUUGAAAAAUUCGUCGACCAAUACUUCGACGGCGCAGGGGAAGAUCUGGUGCACCACGAACCAGAGGAUUUCGUCUCAGAUCCCUCCGGGUUCCUCCUUAACGUGGAGAACGAGCAAGUCAGGGAAUGGGCGCGUGAGGUGCACGGUCUGUGGACAACACUGAGCCGCAGAGUUUCUGAUGCCGUGAGAGAGUCUCCUGAACGGCACACGCUUCUACAGUUGCCGGAACCGGUUAUCAUUCCCGGUUCGAGGUUCAGAGAGGUCUAUUACUGGGAUUCUUACUGGGUCAUCAAAGGACUCUUGACGAGUAAGAUGCACACUACGGCCAAAGGGUUAGUGACAAAUCUGAUGUCUCUUGUGGAGACUUAUGGUUACGCUCUCAACGGGGCCAGAGCUUAUUACACUAACCGAAGCCAACCACCUCUAUUGAGCUCAAUGGUCUAUGAGAUUUAUAAUGUAACAAAAGAUGAGGAGCUUGUGAAGAAAGCUAUCCCUGUGCUUCUCAAAGAGUACGAUUUUUGGAACUCAGGAAAGCAUAAGGUGGUUAUUCGAGACGCUAGUGGUUAUGAUCACAUUUUAAGCCGUUAUUACGCCAUGUGGAACAUGCCAAGACCUGAAUCCUCUGUUUUCGAUCAAGAAUCCGCUUCAGGGUUUUCGAGUACGUUAGAGAAACAGCGUUUCCAUCGAGAUAUAGCCACGGCUGCUGAAUCAGGAUGCGAUUUCAGCACGCGAUGGAUGAGGGAUCCACCUAAUUUCACAACAAUGGCUACAACUUCAGUCGUACCUGUUGAUCUUAACGUCUUUCUUUUCAAGAUGGAACUCGAUAUAGCUUUCAUGAUGGAGGUUUCUGGGGAUGAAAAUGGUAGAGAGCGAUUUGUGAAAGCGUCAGAAGCGAGAGUGAAAGCCUUUGAAACCGUGUUUUGGAACGAGAAAGCAGGGCAGUGGCUAGAUUACUGGCUUUCCUCCAAUGGUGAUGAGCCUGAGAUAUGGAAAGCUGAGAGCCAGAACACCAAUGUUUUUGCAUCUAACUUUGCUCCAAUCUGGAUUAAUUCCUUCCAUUUAGAUGAAAAUCUGGUCAAGAAAGUUUUGAAAGCUCUGAAAAACUCAGGGCUCAUCGCUCCCGCUGGAAUCCUAACCUCUUUGACAAACUCGGGACAACAGUGGGAUUCUCCGAAUGGAUGGGCACCGCAACAAGAGAUGAUCGUGACAGGGCUCGCGAGAUCAGGUCUAAAGGAGGCUAAAGAGAUGGCAGAGGAGAUUGCGAGGAGAUGGAUCAGAAGCAGCUAUCGUGUUUACAAGACAAGUGGGACUAUUCAUGAGAAGCUCAAUGUUUCAGAGUUUGGUCAAUAUGGUGGUGGAGGAGAAUAUAAGCCACAGACGGGAUUUGGAUGGUCCAACGGGGUUAUAUUAGCAUUUUUGGAGGAGUUUGGAUGGCCCUCUGACCUCAGCAUCGAACCGUAGAUUUACUGCUUUGGUAUUAAACAUUAAAUAAAGGAAAUACUCAUUUUUAUCUCAUAUAAACUUUUUUACCAGAAAACUUAUAAGACUUUAUGGUAAUGACAAUUUGAUCGUAGCUUCUUUGUUGUGGAUCUUUUGGGGUUUUCUCU